UAUUUUCAGUUAGUUUGUCAGUGCUGUGGGUCCUGUUCUAGUAAACAGGUCGAGUAUUAUGAUAAUUAUCCAGCUGAAGUACAACGAUACAAACAUUCACAGUCCAACAUUUCAGAAAGACGCGUACGUUGUCGAUGUGAAUGUUAGCACCCCGGUAGACGGGAGGGUUCUGCUAACAGUACGAGCCGAGGACCCUGACCCUGACGACAACGGAAAGAUAGAGUACUCAUUUGCUAAGGAUACCAACGACAGGACCAAAUCCAUCUUUGGACUCCACCUGAACACAGGAGAAAUAACACUAAGUUACGCUCUGGAUGGAGAAGAGGUCAUAUACAGAUUUACCGUUGUGGCACGUGACAAAGGCGUCGUCCCAAAGUCAGGACAGACAGAGGUAUGGGUGGUGGUAACCGGAAGGACAGGUAAUGUAAAUGGCUCAGUCAUUAGUGCAGUGGCAGGUUGCCUGGGAGGAGCCGUUCUCAUCCUCGGUGUCAUCCUCGUGCUUUGUUUUACUCGGUUAAAGAAACUGAGAAAUCAAAUACAAGAGGAAAAAUUGGACAAGGAGAAUAUGAAGCGACUAUUCCAGUUAAAUCAGAUACAUUUUCAAGACAGCAACCAGCCGAACGUGCGAUCGGAGCCGUUUGAUAUGAUCGAUGAUGGUCAAAUUCCGAAUUACAACGAGAUUGUGGAUUCCCCGUCUGGCGGAGGUUACAACCUGCCGAAUGAUUUCCCCUUGCCGAAUGACUCUGAUGUCGCUGGGGAGAGCUCGACAGAUAUCCGAGAAGGCACGAGUGACUACAUGCAUCCAAUCGGCACACUUCCUCGAUCAAACGGGGGCCUUACAUCUGAUGGCUAUAUGAUGGCUGUGUCAACCUCGGCGUCAUCAAACGCAACCUUGAAAAAGGAUGAUAUGGAUUACAUUCACGCAAAUUCUCUGAAGCGUUAGAAUUGAAGUACUAUAAAUCAAAAUUAGGACAGAGACUCAUCUUUCU
Molecule: messenger RNA, 989 nt
Organism: Liolophura sinensis
Lineage: Eukaryota; Metazoa; Mollusca; Polyplacophora; Chitonida; Chitonidae
Exons: 7
Coding region: 59-943 (294 amino acids)
Biological process (GO): homophilic cell-cell adhesion
Cellular component (GO): plasma membrane
Molecular function (GO): calcium ion binding
Source: RefSeq, a predicted model, not a curated record